AUGGUUCUGUUGAACCCCUCGGUCAGUGGUCUUCGAAAAUUGAUAAAAAUCUGUGAGGAAUAUGCUAAGGAGAACGGACUCAGAUAUAAUGCUAAAAAGAGUGAAAUUUUAAUCUUUCGAGGCAAAAAUAAACCGUUAAAUCUCAAUCCCAAUAUACAUCUGUGUGGAACUCCUCUAAAACAAGUAUCUGAGUUCGAAUACCUUGGCCAUAUUGUGAAUGAACGCCUGGAUGAUGAUAGCGAUAUCGAGCGCGAGCGCAGAGCUUUGUCAGUUAGAGGCAAUAUGUUGGCCCGUAGAUUUGCACGAUGUACCUCACAAGUAAAAGUAAUUUUAUUUAAAGCCCUUUGCCAGUCUUCUGACACGUGCAGUCUAUGGGAGAGUUGCACUCGGCGAGCAUAUAGUGCUCUGUGUGUACAGUACAACAAUGUGCUGAGGGUUUUGUUGAAGAAGCCUCGGUACUGCAACGCGUCGGCAAUGUUUGCGGAUGCUCAUAUAGAUGAUUUCUAUGCGACCAUGCGUAAGCGGACCGCGUCCGCAAUGCGCAGAUUAAUGAACAGCUCCAACAACCUCCUCAGCACAUUAGCUGUAAAGCUAGACAGUCCCCUCUGGAGACGCUGGGAUGGUGCACACGUAGCUGCGAGGGAAGCUUAA
Messenger RNA from Melitaea cinxia (Glanville fritillary), 651 nucleotides. RefSeq lists its product as uncharacterized. Lineage: Eukaryota; Metazoa; Arthropoda; Insecta; Lepidoptera; Nymphalidae. The transcript has a single exon. Bases 1 to 651 code for a protein of 216 amino acids. The record is from RefSeq and is a predicted model, not a curated record.